AUGGAUAAGGUUCAGCAGAUAACCCGCUCUGCCAUGAGAAGAGCCUCUGCAAUCGAAGUGAACCCACAAGCCCGGCGAAAUCUCCAGGAACUAUUUGUCAAUUUUACUUUGAUUCUCAUAUGCCUCCUUCUUAUGUACAUCAUAAAACUGCUGAUGUGAUUUUUCUACCUACUUUCUAUGGGAAAAUGGACUCGUGUUUAAUGGACUAUUAUGACUCUCUAUGGAACCUUGACAUGAUUUUGUGAAUGUGUUGUUUUCAGAAUACUUAGUUCUAUGAAAAUAAGCAAUUGAAAAUGAGAUUAAACACAGUCUGGUCUUUCUUUAAACAAUAUGAUUUUGAACAUUGAAUAUUGAGAAUAGAGAACACAUCAGUUUAGAGCAUCUAAACUACACAAGGCAUAAGUGCAUGUUACAGUAUUGUCUUUUUCUUGACCUGUAGCAUAAAUUAACUUUACAAAGCUAUUACUUUGUAUUACCUUCCAUUUAAAGUGUACUUUCCAUUUCUGACUCAAUGAAAAAAAAUCAUUAUCUACUGCAAAUGAUGUGUAAGUUGUCACCACAAUUCUUGUUGGUAGAAGAUGUAUGGACGGAAAUUAAGAUCCAAUAAAGAAGACAUUCUAAA
Chiloscyllium plagiosum (whitespotted bambooshark) is the source of this 622-nucleotide messenger RNA. RefSeq names its product phospholamban 1 (gene pln1). NCBI's taxonomy places the organism in Eukaryota, Metazoa, Chordata, Chondrichthyes, Orectolobiformes, Hemiscylliidae. Gene Ontology annotation, cellular component: membrane; sarcoplasmic reticulum. The record is from RefSeq and is a predicted model, not a curated record. Gene Ontology annotation, biological process: negative regulation of calcium ion import into sarcoplasmic reticulum; negative regulation of heart rate; negative regulation of ATPase-coupled calcium transmembrane transporter activity. Gene Ontology annotation, molecular function: enzyme regulator activity; ATPase inhibitor activity.